Fusarium proliferatum ET1 is the source of this 1083-nucleotide messenger RNA. RefSeq lists its product as uncharacterized. Gene Ontology annotation, molecular function: phosphatase activity. The coding region runs from base 1 to 1083 and encodes 360 amino acids. Gene Ontology annotation, cellular component: cytoplasm. The record is from RefSeq and is a predicted model, not a curated record. The transcript is spliced from 3 exons. Lineage: Eukaryota; Fungi; Ascomycota; Sordariomycetes; Hypocreales; Nectriaceae.
AUGAAGUUCACUACCGUCUCUGCACUUAUGGCCCUUGCGCCGUCUGCUCUUGCGGAUUGGCAUUUUGCCAAGAACAAGGAGAUCAAGUAUACUUCUGUUGAAGGAUUCUUCUUGCAAGAUGAUCUGGCCACGAACCCCACUGGAUUCGACUAUGCUCAAUGGAACUUUGGUCUCUUGAACCGCACUUAUCCCACUGAUCCCAAGAACCCCCGAAAGGGUUACAAGACACAGUGGGAGCGCUUCGAGCAGUAUGUCAAGCACCUGAACCGCAAUGCCAGUCGCGAUAAGACACGCUACAAGGUUCUUGUCAUGGGACGUCAUGGUGAGGGCUGGCACAACGCCGCUGAGUCCUUUUACGGCACUCCCGCCUGGAACUGCUACUGGGGUCUUCAGUCCGGCAACGGAACAGCGACGUGGGAGGAUCCUCUCCUCACAACCGCAGGUGAGGCUGAAGCUCACAAGGCAAACGCCUACUUCAAGGCUCGCUUUGAGAACGAAGGCAUGCCAUACUUCGACUCAUACUACACCUCCCCUCUCGCCCGCUGUGUCGAGACCGCCGUGGAGACUUUCCAGAGCCUCAAGCUCCCCAAGGACAAGCCUUUCGUCCCAAUGGUGAAGGAACUUCUCCGUGAGGGUAUUAGUAUCCGAACAUGCGAUCACCGUCGCAGCAAGAGCUUCAUCAAGACUCUCGCUAAGAAGAUCAAGUUCGAGAAGGGGUUCUCUGAUAAGGAUAAGCUUUGGACUGGAAAGGAGGGUGAGACUGGCGAACACCAAUUGGCGCGAAGCAAGGAAGUUCUCGAUGAUAUCUUCACAAGUGACAAUGCUGUUUGGAUCAGCAUUAGCAGCCACUCUGGUGAGAUCACCAAGCUUCUCCAGGCUCUCAACCAUCGACCUUUCCGUCUGGCGACCGGCCAGAUCAUUCCCGUUCUUGUUAGAGCUGAUGUUGUGUCUGAGGAGCCCACGUCUACGUACGCUUCUUGGACUACCGAAGCGACUUGCAACGCUCCUCCUGUGACUAGCAUCGGAGGACAGGGCUGUGUAUGCUCUACUACACUUGCAUCUGCACCAGCAAAAGCGACAUGA